AUGAACCCCCGUUUUCUUCAUCCUGAUGAGCUGGCCAUAUUGCUCUCCUUGCUGAUGGGACAAGAUUGGGCCAUCCUUCCUCGCUCCUCGCUCUGCUUAUUGGGCCAGUGUGCAGCGCCUUUGCAGUCCUUGUGGAUUUUUGUGCAGAUGCUCAACGCCGCUGCCGGCACAUACCCAGAGCUUCAUCGACUUGAUCCUGAGGCCGUCAUUGCGGGCUACAAGGCAGAGCUGUGUCGUCAGGUCCUUGACCGGUUCCCUUUUGCCGAGCCUCCACGUCCCAAAGUCCUUCGUCUUCUUUCGGACAACGGGGAUGAGUUUUGGCUUUUGAAAAGAGGCACAGUCACGGUGAGCCAACUUCUUCAGGCCGAGCAUAUCUCUUUGGGAUGGGGUGAGACCGUGUGCUGUUCAACGUCACUCGGUCAGCUGGCCAGGGAUGAGGUCAUUAAUGAGGAGUUUCCUAUCCAGCUUUGGCAUCAUCCCAAACGGCAGCGUCGAGAUCCUCCUACUGGCUUGUUGGUCAUUGGGAUUGAGCACAACACCAGCUUAUUCAUCUCCUGUUUGGCUGCUGGAUCCUUCUUGUUUGAAGCCUUAUACGAACAUCAGCUUCAGGAUGUUGAUUUUCUGGUCAAUGAGGACGGCAAGAUCUUUGGCAAGGACUAUCGGGUUUGGGGUACUCUGCGCCUCAAGACCAUCACCUCGGUCUCUUUUCCACGACUUGGUCCUUUGCCUAUUUGCUCCAGAAGUACGCAGGCUUUUGGCGAGUCUAUUUGCAUUGAUGAUGGGCUGGCUGGGGAUACAGUUUGGCGGGCCUUGACAUCGCUCUGUUCCUCCUCUCUACAAGGGAAUAUUGCUGAUGUGGUCCAGCUACAUCCGGAGAUCCUUGAUCGCCUACGGCUUGGGCAUAUCGGUUGGCACCAUCUCUCUGCUCUUCGCUAUAUGUGGCACCAGAGUGCUGGCUAUGCUUUGGGUUGCUUCUCAGCAAAUGGACAUUGGGCCGUCCUCUGUUGCCGUCAGGAUGGUGAUGUCCUGCAUGGGGCCUACUAUGAUGGUCUACCCAACCACCUUCGUUCCGUUGCUCAUGGGCUCCUUUCUCACUUGGCUCACUUGCUCCGCUUGCAGCUUGGCCAUUUCACCUCACAUUGCCUGGUUCCUCAGAUGCACAGCACCACCUGUGGUACAGUUGCUUUGGUGCACGUCUCGCUGCUCCUUGGUCUCCAGGGUGCUUUCACACCGGAGGACAUCGCCACUUGGCAUCGGUGGUUACUUCACACACAGCAGCAGUCUGAUGCUUUGAUUGCUUGCGGUUUGGAGGAUCCGGUGAUCAGCGAGCUUGCUACCCUGCUACACAGCAAGGGGGUGCCCAUUGGGGAAUGCAAGAAUCGGGCAACUGCUGCCAUCACGGCACUCCAUCGGGGCCCUGUGCUCAAUGCUAUGGCUGCCAAGAAUCCAUGGCAGAAGUUGAAGGCACUUGCUUCGAAGCCCUCUACGCCCUUUCGUUUUCUGACUCCCGCUGAGAUGUCCGACUACAUUGAUCAGCAGUCGAAGAUGAAGCACGGCACUUCCUACAAGGAGAAGAAACACAAAUCUGCUUAUCGGGAUGAACUCCCACUGGACUGGACCACAUUCAUUCAAUCCCCUCUGAAGCAGAUUAUCCACUUGGUACUUCCUUUGCAGACAUGUGAAGGACAAGCCUGUGGGGCCAGCUGUGGCCGUUUUCAUCCUGCAGUUGACGCUGCAGACUCAGCGGUCAUCCACGAGAUUUGGGCCCGACGCUUCUGCAAUCUGGACUCCAAGACGGUUACUGCAGAGAAUGCCGAAUGCUUCUGUGCUUUUCUCCGCAUCGCGGAGCCAGCAUUGAUUCAGGUUAUCUCCACCAGCAUCGAGGGCAUCUAUUUUGAACCUCGUGAAGAGACUGGCACGGGCUCACACAGUGAUUUCCAUGUGGUAUGGUUGCCUCCUUGUUCCCGCCAGGAAGCUGUGCAUAAAUUGCGGACCGCCUCUACAGCUAUCAGUUUGGUGCGCUUCAAGACCAAGUUUGGCAUUCGUCUUCGCACUGGUGAUGCGGAGGCUCUACAUCUCAAGCUACGACCGAAUGCCACCUUUUUCGCUGCAAAGCCUGCCGCGUUGUAUCGGGCCCAUCCACUUCCACAUGGUUUGGAUCGCAAGGCCAUGGCGAAGCUUCUUGGUGAUUGGGGUUGGAAGAAGGCUCGACCGCUGCAGCCUACCAGGGGUUCCUCCAUUGGUGGCGCUUGGCUCAUUGGUGCCGAUGAAGAGCCACCUGCAUCAGUUGUGACAGCCUUCAAUCAGGACGUUCUCCUGAACCUCAUCCCGACUAAGGACACGGUUGUGCAGCCUGUUCCGUUCUUUGCCUCCAAGCGCACCAUUCAGCAUGCCAAGAGCAAUUCGGUCCCUUCCACCUCAAAGGAAGUGCAGGCGGUUGAUCCGUGGCAGAGUGGUCCUGAUCCAUGGAAGGGCUAUACACCCACCGUUGCACCCGCGCCCUCCUCCGCGGGACGUAAAGCUUUGGAUGAUGUUGCCGACAAGCUUCGGGCUGACAUCAAGGCCCAGGUCUCCAAGGAAGUUGCACAGCACGCUUCUACCUCAUCCGCUACCAGUUCUGCCAACGAUUUGCAAGACUGGAAGAGUCAGACUGAUGCACGUUUCCAGAAGCUUGAAUGUGGUCUGCAAGAACUUGGCCAACAGCAACAAUCCAUGAAGCAGUGGUGUCAAGAUACUGCUCAAAAGCUUCAGGUUUCUGAGCAACAGCAACAGGUGCUCAACCAGAAUAUUCAGAAAGUUCAGUCGGAGGUACAGACGAACGCACAACAGCUCCAUCAGCAAGUCCAGUCCUCCUUGCUGUCCUUGCGGUCGGACUUUGCCGCUGAUGUUGAGUCCAAAAUCACCACACAGUUUGAACGCUUCGAAGCCUUGCUUGUCAAGAAGCAUCGCACCGAGCUUGAGAAGGCCUUGACGGGCUUCAUGAAAGCGCUGACCAGUGUUGGCCACGAGGCUGAAGAUCGGCGCAGUCAGCUGAAGAACCGCUGGUCGGAGUGGUCUCCAUGGAUCAAAAACCGGGUUCUCAGUGAUUUCCCGUUUCGACUGGGCGUCCACGGCUUCGACGACCCGGCGGUGGGUGAAGGUGAAUUGCCCCAUGCUCUGAGACCACUCUACCUGGAUCGGUCCAAAGCCACGUACCCGCCGCUCACAGCGGAGCCGGAGCUCGCGGCGGACGUGCGCGGAGUGCACCGGAGCGGAUCCGUGCGACUUCUUUUCGAUGCCCAGGUGCCAUAA
This is a messenger RNA of Durusdinium trenchii, 3291 nucleotides long. NCBI's taxonomy places the organism in Eukaryota, Dinophyceae, Suessiales, Symbiodiniaceae. The record is from the annotation of a GenBank genome assembly.